This is a messenger RNA of Aegilops tauschii subsp. strangulata, 840 nucleotides long. Lineage: Eukaryota; Viridiplantae; Streptophyta; Magnoliopsida; Poales; Poaceae. The record is from RefSeq and is a predicted model, not a curated record.
AUGAGGAUGCUGGUCCCGGCACCAUAUCAGGCGCUAGUAAAGAAGGACAAGAAGAAGAAGAAAAAAGAGGAGGAGGACCCUUCGGACGCAAUGUCCGGAGAAGCUGAUGCCCAGUCCUCUCAUGAAGAGGACGACGAGGAGGACGAGGAGGAAGAAGAAGAUCCUCCCCGCAAGGGGAAAAAGAGGGCGGCCUCGGAAGACCUGGAGGCCGAAGCCUCCAAGAGGGACAAAAUCACCCUCCCUGAUGACUCAGGGUCAGAUGCCGAGGCCAUCCCGAAGCAUCGUCGCCGGACCAAACCCCAAGACGACUCUCCGGCCCAUAGUAUCCCCCAGCUAUCCUCAUCCUCGGGGGAUCUGCCACCGGAGAUGAUCGAGAGCGAGUCGCCGUCCCCAGCUUUCCCGCCGUCUAAGCCGCGCUUCUACUCGGCGGAGGUGCUGCCGGAGUUCGUCGUCUGGUCGGAGGACCCGGCCGGGAACUGGCUUCAGCUCCCGCGCUUCUUCGCCGACGAGCUGCCAGCCUCUGGUCCAUGUGGGCUCUGGCUGCAGGAGGACGAUGGCGCCACCGCGGUGGAGACCCUCAGGGGUGAGCUUGCCCAAUCCAAGGAGCAGGCAAGAGUAUGCAAGGCGGCUGCUGAUAAAGCAACCACGGACUUAAUGGCCGAACAGGCCACUCGGCGCCGUUUUGAGGAACGGGUGACCGAGAUGGAGCAAAAGCUGAAGGACACCACUGCCAAGUGCGAGUCUUUAGAAAAGGAAAAUAAGGCGAAGGAGACCGAACUCGCCAAGGCCCUGCAAGACGCUUCGGAGGCCCGAUCCGCAUCCCGUGCAGCACGCAAGUAA